CCCUAAAUUUUUCUUACAUUUGACAUGUUGAAGCAAACAAAGUCCGCCAAAUUACAGAGCCAAACCCAAAUUCCAAAAUGCGUUCGGGUGUGUCUGGGGGCGCAGGACUGCGCUGGCAUUCCACCACCACCACAACCACCAAUAAUACCGCCAUCUGAGCCCGAGAAAGAGUUGCAACAAGUGCUCCAUAAACUAGUGAAGAGACUGAAGCUGAAAACACCCUUACGGAAUGCCAUGUAUCUAAGGAAAUGGAAAUAUCAGCGCGUAUCGCCCGAGUUUCUAACACUUCUAUUGGAACACCAAGUGGGGGCGCUGCCACGACGCUACCUAUUGAGAGAGCCUAACUUCUCUUACUACAAGUACGAUGGAGCUCUCAAGUUUCGUCACAUGCGAGUGGGUAUCGACACGGCAGCGCCCCUGCAGUUUCCAUGUUGCCAUGCACAAUGCCCACGAGUCGGACAUACCUCUGAAGAAAUCAAUGAUAUGAAAUUGCAUGAGUUCGGAUGUUGUGUGCCAUUAGAAAAACCAAUAGAGGAACCCAAGCCCAAGGAACCAAGACGCUCAGUCGAUAACGGACCCGAAAGCUACGAAUACGAUAAAGGUAUGCUUAUGCAGACAAAGCGCGAUCUAACAGACGAACAGAAACAGCGCUUGAAUUAUAUCUACGAAGAAAACGAAUACCGUGCGAAUGAAAAUGCCGGCGAGGAUCCUGAGAAUCGCUUGCAUUUGAUUUACAGGGUUCAAGAGAAUUAUGAAGAUAAUAAGUUGCUCGAUGCUGAAAUUAAAGCAGAGGAAAACAAAAAUAAAUUGCAUGUUAUUUAUCAGCCCUCUGAGCUGGAGCCAGAGCCCAGAGAGGAGGAAAAGGCUGCAAAGCCAAAAUUACAUGUUAUAUAUGAGCCGAGCCGUAAGAUUCCUGAGCCACGCAAAACACCAGAAACUAAAAUCAUACCAGCCGCUGAAGACAAGACCGAUUACUGCCCCCAGCCAAAGCCCGUUAAAAGCCAACUUCAGCCUCACGAGCGUUGGAUAUGUCCAAAGAUAAAGGCUGGGAAAAAGCGUGAUCCACGCUAUCUAUAUUAUGAAAACACACCGUUCUACCAGGUACUGAAGAAUAAUAGCUAUCUUAAGGAAACACGUACCCCGCGUCGCAGAAGCAGGAGUAGAAGCAGACACGAAGGAAAAGGUAAGUCGACACCAGUACGUACAGCACCGAUGGAACUCAAAUCAGAUGAGCAACUUACACCUAAGACGAGUGAGCAUAUUGUGAGAGCUAAAUCGAAGAAACCCACCCAUGGUUUCUAUGAUGUAUUACGCUGCCACCGAAAAGUCUUUGUACACGGCUCUGAGCGGCCCGAUGUUCUAGACGAUACAGAUAUUGAGGCGCGUGGGAGAAGUACAAGCGAGUGCAGCGGGUUUCGGUCAUAUGUGAAGCGUUCCGAAAAAGAUUUAAUCGAACACUACUAUAGAACUCACUGCCAUUUGGUUACGAAGGAUGCCUAUAAAGUAAAGAAACGCAAGAAGCCCAAACCCUACUGCUACUUAUGGUCCACUGUGGACGAUGACAUAAGGCUUGCAGAGAAGGAACGAUUAGCGGAACUGGCAUGCCGCAGGCGUAAAAUGAACCAACGCCUUAACAGGCGACCCUACUGUUACCUCUGGUCCGACGUAGAACCCGACAUCAAGGCCAAUACAAAACAAAUGCUAGAGGAAAGAGGAGCGGAAGACAGGGCUAAGGCACUACACCGGAAGAAGAUGCGGUUGCGCUCUUGCUUCCUUUGGUCACGGAACGAAGAACGGGAAGCUGAAAAGGAACGACAAAGAAUUGACCGGGCGACAAGGCUUCGUCUAGAAAGAUGGAGACGCAAAAAAGCGGAAGAAUCCGGUACUAGCAUAGAGGAAAAACUAGAUCAUCCCCAGCAGAGAAUGUGUUACUUGUGGAGCACCCCUGACAAAGAUCAUGAAAACAAGCCACUUCCGCAAUUUGCAGCGAAUCCAAAUCAGCGUCAAAGUGCACCUGAAAGGCAUUCAAGCAGUUCUGAAGACUCGGAGACUAAAAAGUCUAAGCUCGAACCCUACUACCUCUGGUCAAAUCCCGGAGACGAAAGUCUCAAGGAGAGACGUAAACGCAAACCUGCUAAAACUGGGAAAGAGGUAAAACAAAAAGAGGUUGUGAAAUGUGUGCGAUCGGUGCGCAUUGACGAGUCACCAGCUAAGAAAGAAUAUGAUAAUUCUCUGCCUUGUGCAAGGUUCACAUCACCGGAAAGUACAUCUGAGCCGGAAACAACGGAGAAGCGAUAUGAGAUUUCGGAACAAGACACCUGCUGUAAGAGAUUAGCGCCCAACGGGGAAGGAAAUCAAGAGAGGCAGAACUGGUCGCGUCCAGUUGAACGUAGAAGCCAGUUUGGACCCAUUCCUAGCCGAAGUAAUGGGACUAUUUUGAAAACACCAAAUAUUUUUUCCCAACUCAUUAUUGGCAAGACUAAGUCUUUAAGUAUAAGGCAGAAUGACGGCAGCGAUCGAAAGGCAGACUGGUCUUUUCCAAUGGAUCAUGAUGAAGAAAAAGCUGACAAAAACAAAAAAUUUAUGUGGUCGGCUCCGGUACAAGAAAAUACCCACUUGGAGUCAAAGAUGUCAGCGACUUCAAGUCACCAAAUUUCUCGACGUGAGUCCAAAACUUCUCAAAAAAAGAAGCGAUGGAGCCAAUUUACAAAUUUUAGCCGACGUGAGUCCAGAGCUUCGAAAAAAGACAAUCAAAGUGAGACUGUUUCCAAGCGUGAUUCCAUGGUCUCCCAAAUAACUUUUCGUAGUGAGGAUAGUGACGAGCUUGAGUCUAAUUCUGCCAAAAAGAGUGCUCCUAGUGAGAAUACUACCAAUCCUGAGUCUACGGUUGCCAAAACUGUUUAUAGUGAGCCUGCAGCCAAACGUGAGUCUAUGGUUGCCAAAAAGAAGGCUGACAAGGCUGACAAAGCUGCCAAGCGUGACUCUAUAUUUACCAGAAAACGUACUUAUAGCGAGAAUACCGCCAAUCCUGAGUCUACGGUUGCCAAAACUGUUUAUAGUGAGCCUGCAGCCAAAAAGAAGGCUGACAAAGCUGCCAAGCGUGAGUCUACAUUUACCAGAAAAAGUACUUAUAGCGAGAGUACCGGCAAUCGUGAUUCUACGGUUUCCCAAAUAAGUAUUUAUAGUGAGAAUUCUGCAAAACGUGACUCCCACGAUACCAACAAAAAUCAGCAAAAAUCAAAAAGUCCAAGAUUAUCACGCGAGGCCUCAACGACUAGCAUGGCAACCCAUAGUACAAAUGAAGAUCAUAAGAAGGAUCAGCUACCGGUCCACGAAUUAGCAAAGCCUCUCCGAAAACACCAUAAAGUCGAAGAGCCCCCCCAUCAAGAUUACAAGGAAGAAGACCGAUGGCAUCAGGUAUGGGCUAGUAAGGAACCUCCGGUCGAUUGGGAAGAGCAUAGGCCCCAAAGAAAACAUACUGUCAUCCAAAAGGAAAAUAAGCCAGUCCAAAAAAAGCGCGAAGUACAUAUGUGGUCUGCACCGAUAGAGCCAAGUAACUUUGAAGAAAUGAACAAAAAAAUGAAAUGUACAUCGCCAGACCGCGAUUGCGAUUCAACGAAAUGUUCUUUAAGACAUUAUGGACCAACCCCCACCCAGCAUAGAACUAACUCGUAUCUCAAAAAACGUCCUCCAUCGAAAUUUCACUCCCACUGCAGUCAAGCUCACCAAGGAGCUCAACCAGCCCCGCAAAAGCGCCACACAUCUGCGCCGUUUAUAAAAUCGCGCUACAGAACACUUAGCAAGGAACGCCUACCAUCCAAAUAUCACCAUCAUUGCAGCAGUACCGAAAAAUUGACGACGCCGAAGCCCCGACGGAGGCUUGUCGCGAGACGGAGCAGCGUCAGCUCGAGUGGCUUUGUAACACCACCGACCGAGCCACUGUCAACCCCAUGCCUCGAUGCAGAGCGACGCGAAACAAAUGCCCAACGAGAAUGGGAAAAACGGUAUGAAGAGAAGAAAAAGGCGAAGCAAGCAGGUUUAUUGCCAGUUAGCAAGAGAGGCAACGAUUGGUUGUUCACCUCACGAGCGAUUAGAAGCAAUGAGAGUUUGAGAAAGAAAAGCAAAGAUCCUGGAAUGUUUGUGCGUCGAUCGACCAUUUUUCCCAUUGAUAAGAAGAAGAAAGAUAAGAAAAACCAUUGGUUCUUUGUGGAAGAGAGUAAAAAUCGGGACAGGCGUAGAAGGCAGGAUUGGCUUGUUGUGCGACCCUCUGGCAUGGACCCCGACGAAUAUUUGGAUCAAGAUGAAAGUCAUAAGAUUAAUACGCUAUAUUUACAAAAAUCUGAAAAACCAUCUAGCUCUGAGAGCGAGGACAGCUGCGGCUGCUUUGAAGAAGGCUGUACUAAGUGCUCUUCCUUACCUGCGCCCGAACCCGUUUAUGUCAAUUGCCAAGUUUCGCAGGCGUCUCGAACACGCUCCCGCGGUAUAGACGAGCACAACAGUUUUGGCGAUGGUGAUAGCGAAAGAUCAGCGGACAGUGGUAAUUAUGUGCGAAGUCGUUACAGAGCGGGCUUGGAGGAUACUCGGAAGCGCAGUGGCAUAUUGAAAACACACAGUUUUGCAGAUAGUUUGGCACAUCAGCAGGUACCUACUAAACGGGUGCACUAUCGCGCCGACACCAAGAAGCCGGAUUUGCAUUGCCAUGCCUUCUGUUUCUAAACGUACUUCGUCAGACGUUCGUAAUCUGGCUGGCAAAUGUUUUGCACAAAUCAGUUAACAGCUAUAUUGCGGGCGUCUGUCGCGGGGCCAUUGUCGCACAUUCGAACGUUUCGUUUCACAUGUUUUAUGUUAUUAAUUAUUAUUUAAUAUUUAACUAUUUAUAUUAACAAUUUAUUCAAAAGUCAACUUUUGUGGCUUAAGCCGAAAUUAAAAUGUUUUGUUUUUUCUGAAA
This is a messenger RNA of Scaptodrosophila lebanonensis, 4948 nucleotides long. RefSeq lists its product as uncharacterized. The transcript has a single exon. The record is from RefSeq and is a predicted model, not a curated record. NCBI's taxonomy places the organism in Eukaryota, Metazoa, Arthropoda, Insecta, Diptera, Drosophilidae. The coding region runs from base 25 to 4716 and encodes 1563 amino acids.